GAGUACCUGUCCCGCUGGCGCAUCCUGGACCUGAGCCGCAGCGACACAAAGCACAAGGUCCUGCUCACGAAGCUCCGUGGGCUGACUGGCCACAUCCGCGAGCUCCGCGCGGUGUGGGCCCAGGAGCGCCCGGCGCUCACGGAGAGGGAGAAGAUCAGGCGCGCGAGCGCCGACCGCGUCCUGGACCUCUGCGUGCAGAGCGGCGUCCACAGGGGGGACAUGCAGCACGCGCUGAAGAGGAUUCGGUUGCGCCCAAGGCGCCGAGAUCGGCGAGACGCAGGAGGCCUGUGUGCUGGAGUACUGAUCGGGAGCUGUACCAGCUGGGCGCCAUCUCGACCUGCCAGCUCGAGGACCGCACCGCGAGGCUCCUCGCCCGCUGCGGCGUGGAGGCGGGCGCGGCCUCGGACCUCGAGGCGCCCGCCGGCGCGGCGCCGCCGGGUGCCGCCGACGGCGGCAGGGAGGACGACGGCGGCAGGGCCGUGCGGCUGGCGCUGCCGGACCGCGCCGGCAGCGCCGAGAGCGUGGGCCGGGCUCUGACGCCGGCCGCCGCCUGCUCGGAGGCGGGCGGCGCGGAGAAGCCCGCGGAGGCCCCCGCGCCCGCGCCCGGCGCGGACGCGGGCGUGUGCGGGCCGCUCGGCGAAGCCGCCAGAGGCGCGGCCGCCGCGGCGGACAAGGCCCUGCGCCAGCUGUGCGGGGCGAUGAUCAACGACUUCCUCUUCCUGCGGGCCGCCCCCGAGCAGGUGGCCUCGGACAGGGCGCACGCGGAGGGCUGCUGGGAGCAGGAGGAGUCGGCGGACGUCUGGCAGUUCCAGCUCGAGCACUCCGAGAACUGGCCCGCCGUGCUCAGCGCCUGGCUGCGGGGGCGGCCGUGCGCCGUGUACCGCGCGCGCGACAACAUCGAUCGGGUCUACCACGUCCUGCCGGGGGGCGAGCUCAUGUGCGAGGACGACGCCGACCACACGGUGUCUCAGGAGGAUUUUCCUUUUCGCAUCUUCAGGGGCGCGGGCGGUGCGUGGCGCGAGCCUCUGCAGCACCACCGAGAGGACAACGGCCUGCCCCUGCUUGCCUGCAAGGCGCUCGCCUCGCAGACGCUGCCGAUGCUGGUCUGCGCCGUCGUGGUCCAGUUUCUGUCCUACAUGUCCGUGGCAGCGUGCCUGAACGCCCUGGCGGUAGUCCUGUCACUGAUGGCGUUCCCCCACAUGUCCCCGCUCUUCUGGAAGGCGCUGCAGUGGUACAACACGAUCGUCAUCUUCGUCAAGAUCAUGUACCAGUUCCCCGUGUUUUCCGCCCCGGAGGUGCUGCUGGGCCCCCUCGAGUCCAGCGACGUGCGGAUGGUGCCCUGGGCGUUGGUGCUGGGAAUCAUGAAGGUGUCCCCGGACCCCCUCGACGUGAUCAACCCGAGCCUGACCGCGUCGAGCCUCUUCCACGCGCUCUGGGCGGACCUGCUGCGCCCGAUCAUGGGCCUGCUGCUGGCCCACUGGCACGCGCUGUGCCACGGCGGGCACACGGGCGACCCCGACGAGAUCUGCGGCAGGCUGGACGGCGCGUCCCGCCGCCCGGGCGCGACGGACGGCACCCUCUGCAGCGAGAGCAUGGCGUCCGUUGCCAGCGACGGGGGCCCCCGCCCAGCCCUCAGCGACGCCUCGUCGGCCGCCAGCGCAGCGCGGCGGGACGCAGGCCUCGUGGUCGAGGAUGGCCGCACGCCCCUGAGCGACGCCGGGUCCGUGGAAGAGUCGGAGGAGAUGGAGGGCUCCGACGACGAGAACUGGGCGCUGGAGCUCGUCGCCGAGGCCGCUCAGGAGCCCGGCAGGGCGGCGGUGCGCCUGUCGCACCGCCUCUUCGAGGCCGCCAGGAGCAUGGUGAUCGGGACGGCGGCGAUACGGAAGCCUUCCAUGGACUUGUACAUUCCGCGCUUCGUGCUGUCGAUGGCGCUCCUCCUCAUGGUCCUCCUCCUCUGGAACAAGCUGCAGGGGUCCGGUAGCAACUUCGCCGAGUCCGUCACGUCCAGCGUCUUCGACCGCUGGCAGGUCAUCGCCGUGGUGGUCACCAUCGUCAUGAUCGUGCUCAACAGGGCGGAGUACACCUGGUACUCGAAGCACAGGUGGUACAAGCCCUUGGACGCGGAGGCUGGGACUUGCCCGGAGACGCCGAGGUCCACCGCAUUGAGUGCCUCGUUCCACUCCAAGGCGGACUCCGCCCGCCGCCCGUCGGAGGCCUCCCGGGCGGCGUCCCGCCACCUGGACGCCGACCGCAGCCUCGCUCCCGACCCCGCGCCCCGCGCGGGGGGCGGCGCGGGGGCGGACGCGAGCCUGCUGAUCCCGGUGCUGCAGAAGGCGCUGCUGCUCCUCCAGCUGGUGGCCCUGCACGCGGCGUACAUGUACAAGUGGGCUCGCGAGGACGAUGUCAGGAACGCAAACCCCUCAAUGCAGAGCAGCAUCGCCAACGCGGUCUUCUACCUAGUGUACAUGGCUUACCUGUCGCUGACGUCGCUGCAGUUAAAGUACGACAUCCACAUGGUGCGAGGAGGCCUGAACCUGACGCACACCACGGAUAUAGUAAGCAAUCUGAUGUUCAAGGCGUACACCGCGAUCCCGUUCGUGGAGGAGCUGCGGGUGCUGACGGACUGGACGGCCACCAAGACGUCCCUGGACUUUUUCAUGUGGAUGAAGCUGGAGGAUGCGCAGCAGAAUCUGUACAGGGUGAAGAGGGACAUGCUGGUGCGGGCGUGGGUUACUCCAACGCACCCCCGAGACUGGUUCGAGAAGUUCUACAGCGGAAUCUUGCUCAUCGCUCUCCUCGUUCUUCUCAUAGUGGCCCCGCUCAUGUACUUCUCGACCAUGAACCCGACGCUUGUGCACAGCAAGAUCUACGCCGCGAAACUCAGCAUCUCCCUCGACAUAGCCAAUGGCGAUACCCACCGGACGACAGUCAUCCAGCGGCGCACCAGGAGGCGCUGA
Prorocentrum cordatum is the source of this 2957-nucleotide messenger RNA. NCBI's taxonomy places the organism in Eukaryota, Dinophyceae, Prorocentrales, Prorocentraceae. The record is from the annotation of a GenBank genome assembly.